Leptopilina boulardi is the source of this 672-nucleotide messenger RNA. RefSeq lists its product as uncharacterized. The record is from RefSeq and is a predicted model, not a curated record. The transcript is spliced from 2 exons. Bases 101 to 601 code for a protein of 166 amino acids. Lineage: Eukaryota; Metazoa; Arthropoda; Insecta; Hymenoptera; Figitidae.
CAACGACGACGACGACGACGAUGAUGAUGAUGAUGAUGAUGGAGGAGAAAAUGAAGGAACUACAGAUCCAAGUAAGACGCGCAUAAUUUGGAAAAAGAAAAUGACUCGAUCAUUAAUUAAUCAUUACUCCGAACUCCAAAAAAAAUCGAAAUUGAAGGGUGUAUUAUUUUGGAAAAAAAUAAGUGAGUUGCUAAAGACGCAUGGUUAUGCAAUCCCUCACUCCAAAUGUAAGUCUAAAUGGGACGGGUUAUGCAGAAAAUACAAAAAUUGUUUGCAGAAAGUGAAAUCGACUGGUGCAAGUCCGCCCGAUUUCAUCUUUUACGAUAAAAUGCAUAACAUUAUGUUUUCCAAACCGCAAAUAAAUCCUCCGGCCAUCGCGUCAAAUAUCAGAGGCUACGAAAAACGAAUUGCAGACCAAACAAAACCAGAAAAUUCGAAUGAGGAGAAGAAGAGGAAAAUUGAGAAAAAAAGUACAACACAAAACGAAUAUAUCCAAAAAUUCAUUUCGAGCUCAGACGAAAAAUUCGUCAUAAAGAUGGAGAAGCACGAUCGAAUGAUCGACGCAAUUAACAACUUGGCAGAUGCCAUUAAAAAGAAAUAAACUUUUCUGACGAAUGUCUGAAAAGUAUUUCAAUGAAAAUAUUAUUUUUGAUUAUUAUUAUUCAGUAUUUU